This is a messenger RNA of Amyelois transitella, 5347 nucleotides long. RefSeq names its product band 4.1-like protein 5. NCBI's taxonomy places the organism in Eukaryota, Metazoa, Arthropoda, Insecta, Lepidoptera, Pyralidae. The transcript has 2 exons. The record is from RefSeq and is a predicted model, not a curated record. The coding region runs from base 204 to 2231 and encodes 675 amino acids. Gene Ontology annotation, cellular component: cytoskeleton. Gene Ontology annotation, molecular function: cytoskeletal protein binding.
UCUGUGAGUUUAGUUUAUGCCUUGCCGUGUCAAUCGUGUCAUUUCAUUGAAUUGAAGUUAAGGCUGAAUGAAGCUAUUCUGUGAAAAUCUCCGUGUAAUGUUUAUUGAAAGUAAUAGCAAAACUUAAUUUUGUUUCUGUUAAAAAGUGUCACGAGAAUUGCUUUUUAUUACACCCUGUGUUGAUUCAACAACAUAGGGUGAAAAUGCUGCGCUUCCUGAGUAGGAGAGGGCGAUCUUCCAGUCAAAACCGCAACAAACAAAAUCAGAAAACUUCCAUCAACAAAAACCUCAUACAAUGUAAGGUAAUGCUACUUGAUGAAACUGAUUUAUCUAUUAAUUUAUCAAAAAAAGCUAGUGCUGCUGACCUUUAUGAACAAGUCUUUUAUUCAUUAGAUUUGAUAGAAAAAGACUACUUCGGUCUGCAAUUCACUGAUACUAACAAUGUUAAACAUUGGUUGGAUCCAACUAAAACUAUCAAGAAGCAAGUCAAGAUUGGUCCACCAUAUACCUUGAGGUUAAAGGUCAAAUUUUACUCUUCAGAACCAAAUAACUUGAGAGAAGAACUAACUCGGUACCAAUUCUUUUUACAACUUAAAAAGGAUAUUCUGGAAAGUAAACUGGAAUGUCCUCAUUCCACUGCUGUAGAAUUAGCAGCCUUGGCACUGCAGUCUGAAUUAGGAGACUUUGAUGAAGCAGUACACACACCAGCCACUGUAUCUGAAUUUCGUUUUGUGCCCAACCAAACUGAAGAAAUGGAAAUCGAAAUUUUGGAAGAAUUUAAAAAGUGUAAAGGCCUUACCCCAGCACAAGCUGAAGUCAAUUAUUUAAAUAAAGCUAAGUGGCUUGAAAUGUAUGGUGUUGACAUGCACAUUGUGUUAGGAAAAGAUGGAUGUGAAUACCACUUAGGAUUGACACCUACAGGAAUUCUGGUUUUUGAAGGACCACAAAAAAUUGGUCUAUUUUUCUGGCCUAAAAUAAGUAAACUAGAUUUCAAAAAGAAGAAACUCACACUAGUUGUAGUUGAAGAUGAUGAUCAAGGACGGGAACAAGAACAUACUUUUGUUUUUCGAUUGCACAAUGAGAAGGCUUGCAAACAUUUGUGGAAAUGUGCUGUAGAACAUCACACAUUCUUCCGCUUACGAGCACCAGUGAAGGGGCCAUCAGCACGUCAGAACUUCUUUAGGAUGGGAUCUCGAUUUCAAUAUUCUGGAAAGACUGAAUACCAAACAACUCAGCAAAAUCGUGCUCGUCGUACCGUACAGUUUGAAAGGCGACCUAGUCAGAGAUUUGCUAGACGACAAAGCCAUGUACUCAGGGAGCGAGAAAAGCAAACCAAUGUUAAGGCAGAUACUAGUGCUGCUGCAGAAACUCCAUUAGAGGCCGCCACAUCAACUGAUGCCACUGCUGUGCUUGUUCCUGAAACAAGUGGGGGAACCUUAUCUAGGAAGAGUAGUGCAAAAUCACAGAGGUCAUCAUUGCUGGAGAAUGAAAUGAAAAUAUCUGAUUUAGGUGAACCUUCUUCAAAGAACAUAGUGCAUGAUGAGCCAUCUGAGGAAGUGCUGAUAUCAAAAGAAGAUGCUAUUAGCAACAAAGUGUUAUUCAAAAUUGAUAAACCUGUUUUGGAGGAAAAGAAAAAUAAUCUUUCUCAACUAGUACUCAACAAGCCAUCUUGUAAUUGUUCUCCUGCAGCAGAUUCGAAUCCAUUGAAUGAUCUACUUAUGAGUCUGGUCAAAGAAAAACUUAACAAUGAUGAUUCUAAGAAUGAAGUAAAAAGGGAUCAGCUGGAUGCUGCAAGUGACAAGGAAGUACCUAAUAAUCAAGCCAAGUGUUAUUUGUCAUCUACUAAAGCCCUACCUCCAGGUCAAUUGAAAUGCAAUAAUAUCUUGAAGGCACGAGAAAAUGAAGUUAAAAUAAUCAAUGAAUCAACAAAUAUCAAUGUGUCUAUUCCAUCAUUACCUUCACCAAAAAUUUUGAAUGAACCUCUAGCUUUGGCAACUAACCCAAGCAAUUCUCAGUAUGUCUCUAUAGUAGUUGUUGAGCCCCCUCUCAAUCAAGCAAAAUUAGCUUCUCCAAAACCAAUUGAGAGGAAAGAAGAAAUAAUUCCGAAAUCUCAACCCAUAUCAUCUUUGUCACCAUGGCUGGUUACAUCUGAGCCAAGUUCUCCUUCAGGUAUUGGAGAAAAAGAGAUAACUAUAAUUCAUCGUAAGUCUGUUAUUACAACUCAACUUUAAAUAAUGUUUAUGGAACAUUUUUUACAGAUUUAUUGAUUACUUUUUUAUAACAUUGUGUAACAAGAAAAUGAAAAAUUAAUGUUAUGUCAUAAUUUUUGUUUUAAGACUGCUUUCCUGAUUAUAAGAUCAACAUAUUAUGAACAUGGUGGAUAAGAGUAACAAUAAAACCUGAAAGAGAGAAGAAAUGCAUAGGUAAUUCAGACUUCUAAUAUUUCCCAAUGUUAAAUGGUGAUUAUAAUUUCUCUAAAAGUCUAUAGAGCUGUUGGGAAUCUUGUAGCUAUAAUUUAUCCAUCUAUUACCCACACAUUCGGCAUUUAAACAUAUAGUAGUAUGUCGUUAAAAUUUAAACAUUCAUUUUAAAUUUUUUAAAGCUGGAGACGAUUAAUUUUAUGAAAUAAUAAGGCAAAUUUAAUUAUUAAUCGAAAUAAAGGUUCCAUAAUUUUAAUUAAUAAUGAUAGAUAUUCUUUAUCAAUGUUCAAUUUUCUAUUUGAUGACAUUUUAUAAGUACCUAUUAGUCAUGACAAUUUAAUAAUUAUUAGUGCUUUGUUAUAGUAAUAUCAUAAAAUGUAAAACCCAUGUUAUGUGAGCAGUGAUAUAUUAGUGCCUUAUAAAUUCAUAUGCAUUCCUAAUAACAUUUUAAUAAUAUUUUAUUUUUUUACAAUAUUUCCAUACCAUAUUAAUUAAUUUUAGGUCUUCUCAAUAUUACAAAAUUCCAUUUCACUUUAAGUUUCGCAAGAAACCCUAAGUGAGAUGUCUCUUUUGAAAUGUUAUUGCACUGAUCAUAGUUAAAAUCGAAGACUCGAAUUGUAAAGAAUUAUUUACCUUUACUUUUGAGACAUUUAUUAUAAUUAUCACUACAAUUUAGACAUUUAAAAGUGAACUUUAAAUCGGUUAAGAUGUAAGAUUGGUACAAACUAAGUACAGAUAUUUAGAGGGUGGAUAUUUACUCAAAUCUUUUUUAUUAAUUAUCGAAGUGUUUACAGUACCUAUCUGCUGUUACAACCAUUUUCAUAACAUUAGUAAAUUGCGCUAGCAAAGCUCAGUACCAAAUGUGAUUUUGUAAUACGAGAACAGCUUGUUGACGACACUUAUUGGCAUUAAUUUUUUGUUAUGUGUCGUGCCUUGUUCUGCGCUCUGCGAGGCUUUUUUUACUUUUUGAAAUGAAUUUUGAUAUAAAAAUUAGCAUUAUUUAUAAGCAUUCCAUUUAUUUAUAAUGUAUCUAUGUACUUACAAUAACUUAUUUGUGAUAUGACCGUCCAUUACAUUAUUUUUGUAAUAGCGUUUAUUAAAAUGCUAUUCCAUUAAAGGCAUAGUUCAAUUACUAACAAAAGACAAAAUCUUUAAAAAAGAUGUACCUAAAUCUUUUUAAUGAGACAUUCAAAAUCGCAUUUAGAUUUGGGCCAUAUAAUUAGUCUAAAUAUUUAGGCAAGAAGUUGACAAAGUACAGAUUUUAAUGACUAAUAUAUUUACAUCUGCCUGCUUGCCGUUUAUCAGUGAGUUUUAUUUGUCAGUAUUAAAUUAAUAUAUCACCGAUAAAAAUGGGUGCCAUAGUUAUUGAAAAAAUAUCGAUCGGAUUAAGUUACGUGAUAAUUUUAUCAAUCCCACAACAAAACGUAGAAUAAUUUCGGAAACCUGCAUGAAUAAAGUAUACAACAAAAUUUACAUAUACUAGUUAGGUCAAGCAGUGCCAAUACGUGAAUUAUAUUUUAUACAUACAAAUAAAAAAAUUAAGUGGAAAUGAUAAGAUAAAUAUAAGUAUUUGAUAAAGGUGCUUGGGAAAUGAGGGAUCAACAAUAUAUAGCUAUAUGUUACGCUUGCUGAAAACGCUCAUUGAGCAAAACGUUCAAACUUUUUAUAUAAGUACAGAAUCCAAUAACCAGAAGAUCUUUUUAAAAAGAAACCAGAAUGUGUUGUUUAUUAUUACCCAAAAUAUAUGUGUAUGGAAUCUGAAGGCUAAUUAGUUAAAAUGUGAAUAAACAUGUGAAUAUUUUAUGGUAUUAUAACAUACUGAUAAUAACUAAACGAGCAUUUCAGACUGCGAAAGGUAUACCUAUAUGUUUAUUAUUAUUUAUAAGCAUUAUUAAAAAUAUUCUUUAAAAUGAAUCUCAUAUGCGCUAUUUUUACAAACGCAUCAUUUUACCGCUUACAAUAGUAUCGGUCGUUUUAGUACCUUCUUAAUUAAAAGUAAUAUUAAUUGAUUGUAAAACCGAACCUAAUCCAGCCCCCAUGGAUGCAUGACACUUUUGCUGUCCCGUUUCACGUCAAAAUAAAAAAGUGAAACAGCGAUAGUUUUACACGCGAUAAAAAAGACAUCGCGCGUGCCAUGCUGCGGGGACAGGAUCGUAGUAAUAGGCGGAAUAUCUAGGAAAAUGUUAGGGACUUUAUUAAUGUCUUGUUUCCCGUAUGCGUAAAUGUAGUUAAAAUAUUAUCAUGUAGUACUUAAGUUUUUAUUAAAAAUUAUGUUUUUUUGAGCCAUUCAUAUAUUAUUAUUUUAAAAGUUUUGGUGCUACGCUAAGUUUAAAGUUGAUCAGAUAUAUUUUCUUUGGGGGAAUUACACGUAUACGGAAUAUGUUUUAGAAGUAAAAACCUGUAUGUAAUAUAUGAUAUUUUUUAAAAACUGACAUUUAAUUGGGUGUUUAUUUUUUCAGUGCCGUGUGGUUCCCGGCACCAAUUCAAAAAAGAAUAGGACCACUCCAUCUCUUUCCCAUGGAUGUCGUAAAAGGCGACUAAGGGAUAGGCUUACAAACUUGAGAUUCUUUUUUUAGGCGAUAGGCUAGCAACUUGUCACUAUUCGAAUCUCAAUUCUAUCUUAAAGCCAAAUAGCUGAACGUGGCCUAUCAGUCCGCUCAGGACUGUUGGCUCUGUCUACCCCGCAAGGGAUAUAGACGUGAUUAUAUGUAUGUAUGUUUAUUUUUUCAAACUAUCUUUUUGAAAACUUUAUUCAUUAAAUACUCUUUGAAACAAUUAAAUUUGCAUGGGAUGUUAUAAAAUUUGUUCAGUGCGCUCAUCCCUUUGGGUACUUAGGCAAAAGUACUUAGGUUUCAAGUUAUAUGUUAUCUUGGUUAUCUUAUUAGCGUGCAUUGUUUUAUGGUGAACAAAUAAAUAUUACUCACUAA